This is a messenger RNA of Acanthocheilonema viteae, 1545 nucleotides long. NCBI's taxonomy places the organism in Eukaryota, Metazoa, Nematoda, Chromadorea, Rhabditida, Onchocercidae. The record is from the annotation of a GenBank genome assembly.
AUGGAUGUGAAUGGAGAUCAUAAAGAAAAUAAGGAAACUGAGGUAAAGAAUCAUUUAACGGAACGAUGUUCUGACAGAAAAGUACAACGAUACAAUGAUGAAGUAAUCGCCGAUGAAGUUAGCGAUUUUGUUCGCGAAGUGGUCGAUGCUGUCGCCUACACCAUCGAUCGUCUGAAAACUUCGUCUAGACGUGGGAAACAUGCUCCUGAUGAGGUAAUUGAAAUAAGUGAUACAGACUCUAUUACUGGAAAUCCUCACAAAAAAAAGGUACAUGGACCUAUACGCCGAUAUCGAAAAUUAACAGUAAAGCAGUUGGCUGAACAAGAAAAAAGGAUGAGAGAACGAAGAAGAAUUGCUGCAAAGAAGAUGAAAAAUUGCGAAGCUGCUGUAGAAGGGAAAAAGCUGAAGAAAGAAGAAGCGCAAAAAGAAAGAGAGAGGCGAAAAAAAGAACGAGAAGAAUUGAGGGAAAAGAAGCGGAAGGAGAACCUGCAGAGGAAAGAGCGAAAGAAAAAAGAGGAAGAAGAAAAAAAACAGCGAAAAAGAGUGGAAGAGGAAGUCAGGAAACAAAAGAAGGAAAAAGAAGAACAAGAGCGUGAAAAAAAGCGAAGGUACGAAGAAGAAAGACGUGAAAUGAAGAGGAGAAAAGAGGAGGUGAUAGAACUUAAAAAGAAGCGCCAAUCAGAUCGUUUUCUCUCGUUCUUUGAUAAGAGGAGAGAGACAAGAAGAGAAUCUGAAGCAGUGCAAACGUCAUCGGUGCUUAAUGUCUUACCGUUUUUCUGCAAACAAGGAGUGUCACUUGCACCAAUAUUUCGACGCAAACCGUUAUCGAAAGAAGUUCAUGAUAGUUUGCUAUUGGAAGUGCAGCCAAUCUUGACGCUGACAUUGUUACUGAUUGAUCAAUUACAGGAAAGGCUAUAUUUGUCGACUGUUAAACCUCGUACAGUUGAGAAAAUAAAACUAAAUCGAGCCAAACUAUUUCAAUUUCAUGAUAACUGGAGGCCUCCUUAUUACGGAACAUGGAGGAAACGAAGCGCUGUUAUAACAGGCAGGAAACCUUUCGCCAAAGACAUAGAGAUAUUAGACUAUGAAGUGGAUUCAGACGAGGAGUGGGAAAUUCCAGAAGGUGAUGAUUGUGACGAAAGCACAAUGAGUGAAGAAGAGGAGGAUUCUGAUCAAUCGACCGGUAGUGACGGUUUUAUUGUGCAGCAUGGAUAUCUGUCAGAAGGUGAGGGUGAAGAUGAACAAGAUCGUCUGGAACGUCGUGAAGACUCUAAUAAACGUGCAGAACGUCUCAGAGCUGUGGCAAAUGAAUGGAAGCGUAGUCUUGAACAAAAAUCGAAGAAAUUUAACAAACCCUUAAUUCCAAUUUUAUGGGGUCCGCACUUUAAACUACCGACAAAACGUGUCCCUAGGGAUGUAGAGGAACCCGUGUUUUUCGAAUAUUCGGAUGACGAUGAUGAUAUUGAAGAUUAUUAUGAUAAUAACGAUGGUGAUGGCAGUGGCAGCAGUGAUAGUUGUCAUGAUGACAUCUCUAUGGAAAAUUAA